AUGUGUUUCCGGUAACAGACAAUUCCACGUUUAAGCUGUCAACAUAUUCAAUUUAUACAUUUCUCUUGUGUCAUAAUGGCAAUCACAAAGUAUCGACAUGCACUUUUUACGAAAUAGCCAUAACUGUAUUUUGCAUGAUUACAUAACCGAAAUAACCCACCUACAACGUGCGCUAACCCUUAUUUGUUAGGCCAUCGACGGCACCGUGAGUCGCUGAUAUUAUAAUGAUAUUCAUCAUAUUGAUAGUGACAUAAACUCAUGACACUGUGACAGUAAAUAAACUGAGUAAAUAAAAGUUUAGAUUAAUUUUUUAAUUAAUAUCCAAUUCAUUGUCAGGCCUGGCAUAUGCCUUUGUUGUUAGAUUAUAGGAUUUUAUGUGUUCCAUUUGAUUUCACUGUGACUGUUGAAAGAAAUGUGUUCUAAAACUGGAACUGUAGUUCAUUAAAAACUCGGUAACAAAGAUGAGAAGGUUAAAUGCUGCAAACAGAAAACAGGCCUUGAAGGUCGUGAAAGAACUGGAUGCUUUUCCAAAGGUACCAGAAAGUUACAAAGAAACAACAGUUUCUGGUGGUGGCAUAUCCAUCCUCACUUUUAUUUUGAUAUUCAUCCUUAUUAUUUCUGAAUUUGAAUACUACACAAACACUGAACUGCAGUUUGAUUACCAAGUUGACACAAAUUUCACCGGGAAAGUAAGAAUCAACAUUGAUAUGACUAUAGCCAUGCAAUGUGGGUCAAUUGGUGCCGACGUACUUGACCAGACAGGCCAGGAUGUUCAGAGUUACAGCAAACUGAAGGAGGAGCCAGUUUACUUUGAGUUGUCUCCAAAACAAAAAGAAUACCAAGCGUUUAUACGACAGAUCAAUGGAUUCUUGAUGGAGGAAUACCACGCCCUUCAGGAGAUGAUGUGGAAAUCUGAGUAUCCCAAUUUUCGAGGAGGCAUGCCUAAAAGAGAAAUUCCAGGGGUAGGUCCCCCAGAUGCUUGCAGAGUUCAUGGUUCUUUUGAGGUCAGCAAGGUUGCUGGAAAUUUUCAUGUUACUGCUGGGAAAUCGAUACCUGUGAUUCCUAGAGGUCAUGCUCACAUUGCCAUCAUGAUGUCAGAAAGAGAUUACAACUUUUCUCACAGAAUAGAUCAUUUCUCGUUUGGUACUCCAGUGUCAGGAGCUGUGUAUCCUCUAGAUGGUGAAGAACACGUAACAAAUGAUCAUUAUUACAUGUACCAGUAUUUCAUGCAGGUGGUUCCCACAGAAGUGAGAACGUACUCGACAAAUGAAGACACAUUUCAGUUUUCUGUUACCGAAAGGAAUCGGACUAUCAAUCAUGCUAAAGGCAGCCAUGGUGUUCCUGGCAUAUUUGUUAAAUAUGAUUUAUCUUCAUUAAAAAUACGCAUCAGAGAAGAUCGGAAACCAAUAUGGCAGUUUCUAGUUCGGUUGUGUGGUAUCAUUGGAGGAGUUUUCUCCGUUUCAGGUAUGCUUCAAGGUCUUUUUGGAUUCCUGGUGGAUGUGGUUUGUUGCCGAUUGAAAAUGGGAAAGUACAAGACACAAAGUUUUGAUGAAGCAAAUGCGACCUUACCUCAACAAGAACAGUUGCUCACUAAUGGCAGUUAUGUAGCAGACCCAACUCCUGUCUCUUUAUUAUCGCAGACGCAAUGACAACAAUCUGUGAAAUAGGUCUCAGACUGAAAUCCAUUUCCACUGCUGUAUACUUGAGACACAAUGCAUUAAUGACAACUUGUCUGUUAUUUUGCUGCAUUAAUGAUGUAGUAUUUUGUCUUUGGCUUGUUGUAGACACCACAGAAUCUUUCCACUAAACUAAAUAAGCAUCCAAAUGAUUUCUGAUCAUGGUACACUAAAAUUCAACAAAAGUACUUUAGAGUUUUAAGUCAUACAAAAUAUAAUACACACUGCAGACUCAAAUGUCACAAGCUGACCAAUUGAUCAUCCUGUUAUUUUAUUCUUUCCAUCAGUUAUGAUCAAGUUAACUGUAAUGAUAUGAUGAUACAGUCUUUUAUUGUGAUAUGAGGCCUACGAUAUGAUGAAUCAAUUUAUGGCAGUUGUAUCACAAUAUAUACAGCACAUACACAUAUUUCAGUAAGUUUAAAUAAAAUGUUGAUAUCAAAAUAUUAAAACUUAUGAACAUGGUCUGAGGAAUGAAAUCACAAGUCUCAUGAUCAGUUCCAGGAAUACUGUUUGGCAUACAAGGGGUCUAUUUCUAUAAACUGCAGUCAGCGUUUCUAUGGCAUUACAUGCUUUUUUAUGAAAUUUAUUAAAAAACAUAAAUGUGUAUUUUCAACCAAACAAAUUAUAUCUGAACAGAUACAUAUUGUAUUGAUUAUUACACCUCUGAUUAUGAUUAUGAAUAAAUAUUAUUAAACACUUAUUCAGCCAGAUAAUAAACAUAGUUGAAGUAAAAAGCGAAAAAAAAUGAUCAUGUCCUAUCAUUUGCAAUUAAUAAUGGAGUAAUCCAUAUGCUUGUGACUUUAUGUCCAAAGGUUGUGGUUACAGUUUUUAUAUGUUGUUAGUAACUUUGUUGAUUGUCAGUUUAAAAUUUUAAUUAUUUAUUUUGGUGUUUGGACUGAUAAUAACUCUAGUGAUAUAUUGGUAAUUAUUUAGUGGUUGAGACCUAAUGACUGUGCACACGCUUUAGCUAUACUUGAAAUGCAAUGCAAUGAUGACAAUUUGGCUGUUAUUGUACUGCAUUAAGGGUGUAGUAUUUUGUUUUUAGCUAACUUGAAACGCAAUGCAAUGAUGACAAUUUGGUUGUUAUUGUACUGCAUUAAGGGUGUAGUAUUUUGUCUUUGGUUUGUUGUAGACACCACCACAUUUUGCCACUAUAGCAUCGAAAUGAUUUCUGAUCAUGGUACACUAAAAUUCAACAAAAGUAUUUUGGAGUUUGAAGUCCUACAAAAUAUAAUCAGAAAUGAUAUUGACCACUCCAACUUUAGGCCUCCAUUAGUAAAUCUAACUAAAAUUUAAAACCAAUGUCACCAAGUGACCAGAGGACCUUUCAUUUGACCAAUCACAACCAUCGGUAUAAAAAUGAUAGUGCUAUUGCCAUAAUGUAUUUAGAAUGACUGUUCACAAUGGAAGGUUAACUGAACUUAAAAUGACAUUGGCACACAUCAGAUUUAUGAGCAGAAAUCAAUGUGGAUUGACAGUAAAAUCUGGAGGAAAUGUUACAAGUGGUUAUAGAUCACAGAUAACGCAAUGGUGUAUCAUGACCUGCGUUUGGUAAUUUCUCAUAUACUAACAGGCAGAUCUAGGGGGGCACCAGGGGUCCACCCCCCUAAAUUUUGCGACAGUUAUAAUUUUAUUAUAUAUUAAUUUUUUUUUUUUUUUACAAUUCUCUCCAAACCUCCCCCAAAGUUCCAUUGGCAUUCCAUCUCAUGUCAUUGGGUCCCCCCCCCCCCCCAAAUGGAUUUUCUGGAUCCACCACUGACUAAGACAAACAUUUUUGCUAAAUGUGUGUAAUUAAAAGAAAACUUGUGACUUUCAAAAGUGAAAUCAGACACUGGAUUUAAAAUACAAAAUGAAAAGUGUAACUGACCUGUCAUUGAACGUAGCUUAUAAUACUUUUGUAGUACAAACCAUUUUGUCUUUGUCUUAGUGUACAUGUGUAUUAAAAAGAAAAAAAAUCACAUAAUAUUUAUUUUAUUGCUAAUUCACCUCCAAAUAAUCAAAAAUUUAUUGAUCAAAACAUAACAUACUUGCCUAAUGUAUUUACUACGCAAUAUUAAAUUUUUUAUAUCUUUUUCAAAAUUAUUAAUAAAUGUAUGUAGUGUUCAUUAUUGUCAUGUUGAUUUGAAAGACACACUCAUAAUUUACUUAUUCACAAUGUAAUUUGUGAUUUCAUCCCUAGUACUUUAUGGUACACUUUAGUGGUUGGUUAUCGUAGUCAUUAACAUUGCAAGAUAAAAGUAUACCAUAAUUAUCAUAUUUGCCAUUAUGUGUCAUCACUACGUUUUUAUACUCAUCUUUGAAUGUUGCGGUGGGUCUGAGGGGAUAUAUAAGGAAGAUAAUGGAAUGGAAAUUUUUUUUUUGAAUAAAACUGCAGUUUCUUGAAAAGUAAGGGCUUACUAUGACCUUUUCAUCAAAGACUAACAGGAACAGUUUUGGGGUAGUGCCGAAAUCAGGAAUUCUAGAGGAUGUUCAUCUCUCAGGCGUGUGUGCAAGAAUUUAUGCAGGGUGGUGUGUUUAUGGGGGGGAGGGGGGGGGCGCAUGUCUAGAGCGAAGUUUUAGAGGGGAGCUCAAGUCAUGUACCCCCUGUAAAAUAUAUUGAAAAAAAAGGAGAACAUUUCUGACCCCGACCCCCCUGCUUUGUAUGUAUCUGAAGAUGGACCUUCCGUAUCUACUUGUAAUUGUACAUAUUUGAGAAGCUUCGGCAUUCCACACAUUUUUACUGUUAUAAAGACCCAUCUUACUUCAGGCAAGUAUUUUACCACACAUGGAAAGGGGGGGGGGGGAGGGUGUUUAAAAAGUGUAAUUUUAAAUCUGACCCAAAUAAAGUCCCAAAUUGUGAUGAAGUUGUGCUGAAAUUUAUAAUGUAUAUUUUGGUUCAGACCUGCUGAUUAAUUAUAACUAUUUGUAACAUUUCAUUGCUUAUAUAAUGUGCCUUACAUUAGACCUCAUAAUAAACUUGUUUUAUUAUUGAA
Gigantopelta aegis is the source of this 4648-nucleotide messenger RNA. Its product is annotated as endoplasmic reticulum-Golgi intermediate compartment protein 2-like. The coding region runs from base 462 to 1649 and encodes 395 amino acids. Gene Ontology annotation, cellular component: COPII-coated ER to Golgi transport vesicle; membrane; endoplasmic reticulum. The record is from RefSeq and is a predicted model, not a curated record. The transcript has 10 exons. Gene Ontology annotation, biological process: endoplasmic reticulum to Golgi vesicle-mediated transport; retrograde vesicle-mediated transport, Golgi to endoplasmic reticulum. Lineage: Eukaryota; Metazoa; Mollusca; Gastropoda; Neomphalida; Peltospiridae.